This is a messenger RNA of Cucurbita pepo subsp. pepo (vegetable marrow), 773 nucleotides long. Its product is annotated as histone H2A.6. Lineage: Eukaryota; Viridiplantae; Streptophyta; Magnoliopsida; Cucurbitales; Cucurbitaceae. The record is from RefSeq and is a predicted model, not a curated record. Gene Ontology annotation, cellular component: nucleosome. Gene Ontology annotation, molecular function: DNA binding; protein heterodimerization activity; structural constituent of chromatin.
GUGAUUAUUUAUUGCUCUCUCUCUCUCUCGCGACCUUGCCGGAAAAUUGCUUCCUAUUUUCUCUUCAAUUCUUUCGUUCGUCUUCUCCGUCCAACAGAUCUUAACUAAUGGCCGGUAGAGGCAAAACCCUAGGAUCCGGUGCCGCUAAAAAGGCCACCUCAAGGAGUAGUAAAGCCGGGUUGCAGUUUCCCGUCGGUCGUAUUGCUCGUUUUCUCAAAGCCGGCAAGUACGCCGAACGUGUUGGUGCCGGUGCUCCGGUCUACCUCGCUGCCGUCCUUGAAUACCUCGCCGCUGAGGUUUUGGAGCUCGCUGGAAACGCUGCUAGAGAUAACAAGAAAACGCGUAUUGUUCCUCGUCACAUUCAGCUCGCUGUACGUAACGAUGAGGAGCUCAGCAAGCUUUUGGGCGAUGUGACUAUUGCCAAUGGCGGUGUUAUGCCCAACAUUCACAAUCUGCUUCUACCCAAGAAAACAGGGACUUCAUCUAAGAACGCUGGUGGUGAUGAUGAACCCUAAAUUUGUUUGUAGUAGCAACGGAUGAACUGAAUCAUUGAAUGCUCUGAUGAAAUUUGGCUUCGGUCAUGACAGUGCUCUCUCUUACUCUGUUAGAUUUUUCAAUUUCCCCCCUUCUUUUGACAUUAUUUUUCUUAGAUUACGGAUCUUUGCUUAUGAAAUUUGUAACAGUUCAAGGUGUAGUGCUAGAAUUUCACUAGUGUUGUGAAUAUCAUCAUCAUCACCAUCUAUUAAUAUCACCUCCUACUUGUUCUUCAUACA